AUGCUUCGAUACUUGGUCGUUGCUGGUAUCUUACUAGCUACAACUGCUGCUUUCGAGUGUCCUGCUGACACAAUCUUGCGAUUAGCUAGUAAUCACCGCUCCAAGGAUCUUGAAGCAGAGUGUCAUAGAUCAAAAUCUUCUAUCGCCUGCGAAAAGCAAGAAGACGUUAAUAAGUCUUGGAAGGCAUUUGAAGAAGUACAGAACGAAUACAAAAAGCUUGUCGCUGAAUGCGUCGCAGUGCGAAAAUCGGGAAAAACAAAGAGAAGCACCUCAGUGACUUCUGAUGCUGGACAUGCUCAUCGCCAUCGCCAUCACAAAAAGCGCGCUAUUGAUAUUGUUCCUUAUUCUGAGCCAGAACGCCAGCAAAUCUCUCGCACGCGUCGUCAAGUGUGUAUGACCAAAAGCAAGGAGACUCUUGAUAAGAUGCAACAGAACUUCAAAGAUCAUUGCGACCGUGAAAACAUUUGCCUGCCUGAUGAAGAUUUACCUGCUGGAGCUCAGCAAGAUCGCAUCAAACAAGUUCAAAACGACAGAGCCAAGAAAUACACUACAUAUUUGUCUCUCGUAUCCAUGUUUCUGAACAUUUAUUUGAUCACAUAUAUGAUUAUGACGGAAGAUAAAGAUAGCUUGACGAUCUGCUUGAGAAGAUUUAGAAGCAAAAGAAAUUGA
Molecule: messenger RNA, 669 nt
Organism: Auanema sp. JU1783
Lineage: Eukaryota; Metazoa; Nematoda; Chromadorea; Rhabditida; Rhabditidae
Source: the annotation of a GenBank genome assembly